GCGCUGCUGCUGCGUGUUUCACGAUGCGCUUUUACGCGUCACGAGCGAUGCGCGUUAUCCAAACCAGAUAAGGUUUUACCCCCAAAAGAAGUAUUUUUUUAAGCAGGAAGUUAUUUUUUUAAUAAGAAAAAGUUCUGACCCGGCCUGUUCACCAAAAGUUUGCAAAGUUUCUACCAGAGUUUGUGCUGACGUGGAGAUGGCAGAGGGAGACUUUUACACCAUGGGAAACCGGCAGCGCUUCCCCAGAGACCCGUUCGAGUCUCCCUUCAGGGAUCAGUCUCCCUUCAGGGACCAGCUGGCGUCCCGGUUUAUGGACGAUGACUUUGGGAUGCCCCCGUUCCCCGAGGAUCUGAGCAUGGACUGGCCCGGGUGGGCUCGGCCGGGCCGGUUAAGCUCGCGCCUCGGCGCCUCGCCGUUUGGCACCGGUUUACGCACAGGCUUCCCCGCGCGUCAGUCCACGGGGGGGCCUGCGGUUUACACCAGCAGGUACGGAGAGCCCCCGUCCCGGGGCUCCCCCACCAGCAGCGGCGGCGAGCCGUGGAAAGUGUGCGUGAACGUGCACAGCUUUAAAGCAGAGGAACUGAACGUGAAGACCAGGGACGGCUUCGUGGAGGUGUCAGGAAAACACGAAGAGAAGCAGGAGGAGGGGGGCAUAGUGACGAAGAACUUCACAAAGAAGAUACAGAUCCCCACAGACGUAGACCCCCUGACAGUGUUUGCCUCCUUGUCCCCUGAGGGCGUCCUCAUCAUCGAGGCGAGACAGACGCCUCCCUACUACCUCGUCAGCGGCGAGGACUCCAAGGAAGGCGAGAAGCCAGAGAUGGAGGACCCAAAUCCUGAAGACUCUCCUGUCGUCUAAAUUAGCAAAUUUAAACCAUCGGCUGCAAAUGUGACACCAAACGUGCAGCUUUAUGUCCACUUCUAGCAACUUUUUCUGCUGUUAAUGUUAAAUUAUUUUUCAUUCCUCUUUAAGAAUAAUUAAAAAUGAUGAUUUUCUUUAAGUUUGACAUGUUUUUUUUGUCUUUUUCUUGUUCAAAAUAUUUAAAGGAGGUGUUUGAAACGAAGAUUAAGUUCUGAGUUUAAGGUUUCUCCAUCAAAUGCACCAUCUAAAACACAAAUCUGAAGAUUUAUCCUUUUGAUUUGUCAACUCUGAUCAAAAUUAUUUUAAUUUUCUGAUCUCAUCUUACAAUUUGUUUAAAGUAAUCCCUUAGAUAAUGUCUUAAAACACACUUUAAAAAGAUGCUAGUAAACAGGAGAUUAACCAACUAACGUUUUUGUUUGUAACAUUUUUGAAGGUGUUUACAGUGUGAGGAAGUAAACAGUUUUUAGGAAACAGACGAGGAUCUAACACAAAAGUGCCUUCAUUGAUACAGUUUGUUAGCUUUGAAUUCUGCAGGAUUUUAGAAAUUAACUAAAUAAAUAUUGUUCAUGUCAUAAUUUAAUAUUUUAAAUGCUUCAAUGAAGGGUAAUUUUGUGCACUAACGUUGUUGAAUUUUUGUAAAGAUUUGCUAACAUGUGCCAUUGAAAUGGAAUCUUUUUGAUGUUUUUGUUUUUGUGAAGCGUAGAAGUUGCUCCAGGAUUUGUUGGGGAAAAUUGUUACCUUUUUUUGAUGUCUUUGUACUGAAUGAUGCAAUAAAAGAGUCUGCCAGCG
This is a messenger RNA of Oryzias melastigma (Indian medaka), 1651 nucleotides long. It is a transcript of the gene hspb8, whose product is annotated as heat shock protein b8. Gene Ontology annotation, biological process: cellular response to unfolded protein. Lineage: Eukaryota; Metazoa; Chordata; Actinopteri; Beloniformes; Adrianichthyidae. Gene Ontology annotation, cellular component: cytoplasm; nucleus; protein folding chaperone complex. Gene Ontology annotation, molecular function: protein homodimerization activity. The transcript is spliced from 3 exons. The record is from RefSeq and is a predicted model, not a curated record. Bases 197 to 859 code for a protein of 220 amino acids.